AUGUAUGCAGUCUACACAGAUUUCCUAAGUAAAGUCUCAUGUGUUAAGUAUUCCCCAAAUGGAGCUUUCAUUGCUUCUGGGGAUUCAACGGGCAAAGUCAGGAUAUGGAGUUACAGUGAGGAGUCAAAAGAGUUUGUAGUUAAGAAGGAGCAUGGUAUGCUUGGUGGAGCUGUUCACGCAAUAUCUUUUACAGAUGAUGGCCAGAGGAUAUGCGCAGCUGGAGAGGGAAAGGAUAUGUACGCGAAGGCAGUUUUAGUAGAUUCAGGCUCAAAGAUUGGCGAUAUUUUCGGACCCACCGCAGCUAUUACUUCUAUCGAUAUAAAAAAGAAACCCUAUAGAUUAGUGAUGGGGGGAGAGAACUAGGAGUUAUUCGUGUAUGAUGGCGUACCUUUCAAGGCAGUGAAGACUCUAUAUCCUCACUCUAAUUUCGUUAACAAAGUUGUAUUCAGUCCAGAGGGUAAGAAAUUCGUGAGUGCAUCCUCGGAUAAGUCCUUAGUUAUUCAUGAUACUGAGACUCUCGAAGAGAUAAAGAAAAUUGAGAAAGCUCAUAAUAAGGGUGUGACUGACGUAGUCUGGAUUGAUGAGGACACUCUUAUGACGUCCUCUACUGAUAAUACCAUCAAGAUUUGGAGUGCUGAAGAUGGCUCUGAAAUCAAAGUGCUUUCAAUAGAUGGAGAUGAGCAAGAGAAGCUUGAAAAUCAAUAAUUAGGCAUUAUAGCUGAAAGUGAAAAUUUCUGGUCUGUUACUCUUAACUCAAACAUUAACAUCUAUAAUGGGAAAGAUGUAUUCAAAAAGGAUUUGCUGACUCCAUCUAAAAUUAUUCAAGGACAUUCUAAUUAUAUUUCAUGCAUGACUUUAGCCAAGACUACAUUGAUCUCAGCUGAUUAAGAUGGAAAGAUAUUUUCAUGGUCAAACGAAAUAGAAGCAGACUUAUUCCAUGGAGAGGGUCAUUCAAUGACUGUUUCUAUCUUGAUUUCAGCUGAUGAUGUUGUUUAUUCAUUCAGCACUGACGGUUUAUUGAAGAGAAGUGAAAGACUUGGUGAUAGUCACUCUUUUGAGUUCAAGAAUCAAGUCAAAUUGGAGGGAUCGCCAGUAGCAGCUCAUCUUGGCCAAGAUUUUAGAAUCUACGUACUUCUUAACAAUAAUAAGGUCCAAAUUCUAAGUGCAGAUCUUAGUGAGAGCUAGACUAAUGAGAUUACUAAUUAUGAGCCCACUGCCCUUGCUUAAGCUGGAGUUGAAUUGUGGGUAGGAGAUAAGAAAGGUCUUAUCCACUGUCUAUCUAUUGCUGAUCUCUCUGAAUAAUCUCUAAUUGAAAAGAAACACAAUCACUCAGUCUCAGUCAUGAAAGCAUCUAGAGACGGCCAACUUGUAGCAUCAGGUGAUUCCUAUAGAUACAUCUAUGUCUUUAGUGCUGAAACAAAAGCUGAAGUAGCUUGCUUCACCUACCAUACUGCUAAAAUUCUAACUCUUGACUUCAAUAGAGAUUCAUCCAUGCUCCUUACAUCUUCUCUUGAUUUAGGAGUGGGUGUUGCUAGAAUAGCUGAAAAGACCAAGAAAGUACUCCACAGAACUAAUGAGAAGGAACUAACUGGGGCUGUCUUCGAUCAUUUAGACAGAUUCUUUACUUCUGGCUAUGACUGCUCUAUCAGACUCUGGAGCUAAUGA
Messenger RNA from Stylonychia lemnae, 1665 nucleotides. NCBI's taxonomy places the organism in Eukaryota, Ciliophora, Spirotrichea, Sporadotrichida, Oxytrichidae. The record is from the annotation of a GenBank genome assembly.